GUUUCUGGGACACCGGCGGACUGACUGUGGUUGGAAUGUCAUGGCGACCAACAGCCAGCAACUUUCCGGAGCUUUCGUAACUAAAACAGAUCAAGUUAUCAGUGGCACAGAGUGAAAAACUUAAGGUUAAGACAUUUUUGUGUGUCUUGGUUUGCUGAACAAGGACAACAAUUAUAACCUAAGGCUAAGAUUCGGAUUCAAUGACAUCAGUUUCUGAAAUGGAGUGUGCCAUAAACACCGGUCCUGAUGAUGAACCAUCUGAUACUGCUGUCCCAUAUGAAGGCAUUUCUGUUAAGGAUGGAAGCGAGACACCAAAGAAGAAAAACAAGAAACACAAGAAACACAAAAGUAAAAAGAAACGUAAGAAGCGCAAGGAGGAAAAAGAGAGCAGCUCUGAAUCUGGAGUAGAGUCAGAUGGAGAUUCUCGUACAAGAACUAGCAUAAAGAAAGAUGGCUCCUCUAACACUGAUGAUCAUACAAAUGCCACAAAAAACUGUACAGAAGACCAUAGUGAUGGGGAAGGUGAUACAAAGGUUAAGAAACAGAAACAUCGUUCAAGUAAGAAGAAGAAGAAGAAAAGACGGAAAGAGGAGGCACAGCGAGAGAAAAAAUCCUCAUCUCGCUCAAGAUCAGAGAGUACCUCAGCGUCAGGGUCAGAAUCAGAACCUGAAUCCAAACAAUCACUAAAAGCUCAAGUGGACUCCCUGAAGUUGGACAGAAAAUCACCCAUAACUGCAGCUAAGGUUUUACAAGACAAAUUGAAAGUAAGCCCAUCUCGACUGGCCGAUUUAAAGAGAGCGAUCACGUCUGAUCCUGACGAAGUUAAAAGUCUGAAACCAGAAAUGAGAAGUGUGUCUCCUGAGGCUGCAAGUAAUGUUAUUGCAGAUAAUGUGACACACGAUGAUAGAGACAAAAAAGUUGAAGAUCUUGACAAGCAUGAAACCAUUAGUAAAGUCCAAGAACUUCCUGAUAUUAUCCCCAAGCAAGAUAAUGUGCUCAAAGAGCAAGCUGAGCUGAAGGACGUUGUAAAGGAAGAAAAUGGCAAUCGGAGAGAGAAGAAGAAACUGUCCGUUUCCAGGUCAAGGUCUCGUUCACUUUCAGGCUCUAAAGGGACUAAAACCAAACAUAGUCGCUCCAGAACUCCAAAGCAGUCCUCCGGUAAAUCAGGACGUCAUAAAGACAGGUCAUCUUCUAGGGAGAGGUCUCUGUCUGCUUCUGGUGGCAAGAAUCGUGCAAAAAGAAGAGAUUCAAGAUCUCCCUCAGGAAGAUCCCCAUCUAAAGUGAUGAAAAAGCCUGCACGCAGGUCAAGGUCUCUCUCGGGAAGAAAAGGGCACCGCUCCAGCUCAAGAUCUCGCACAAGGACUAAAAGAUCUAGGACAAGGUCCCCACGACGUGGUCAUCGGUCAAGGUCUAGAUCAGCAGCAAAAGCAAGGCGAUCACGAUCAAGAUCUCGAAGGAAGAAUCGUCGUUCAAGAUCACGAUCGAGGUCCGUACGGAGAGGAAGACGUUCAAGGUCCCGUUCUCAAAAGAGGACACCUGUAUCUCGGACAAGGCGGUCUAGGUCUAGAUCUGUAAGAAGGCGAAGGACACGCUCAAGAUCCGUUGUGAUUUUUAGGCGAUCUCGAUCUAGGAGAAAUAGGCGAUCUAGAUCUGUGCAUAGAAGGAGAUCAAAUUCAAAAACACCGAGACAUCGGAGCAAGUCUCGGUCACCUCAACGCUCCAGAUGCUCGCGGUCAAGUUCGCCUGCAGUCCGUCAAAAGAGGUCAAAGUCUAAAAGCCCUCAAAGCACAAAGUCUGAAUCGGUAUCUCCACAGUGCAGUAAAAAAUCUAGGUCACGGUCAUCUUCACACAAUUCAAAGUCUGAAUCCCCCAAGUCUGCUCAAAUGAAAAAAGACGAGCGGUCAAGAUCCAGAUCCAAGUCAUCAGACAAAAGUCCCUCUCCUGCCAAGAAAGCAAACUCUGAAUCUCCUGCUAAAGAAGAAAUGUCUCUUAUGGAUGCCAUUUCUAAAGAAAUGCCAGACACUAAAAUUGAUACUGAGGAGGAAAGCAUAGAAGUAAAACAGACAGCAGAGACGAGUGGUUGGAUACCAGUGUCUGCUGAAUGUACCCUCAUGCAAAAGACUCCAGAUGAGGAUUUACCAUCAUCAGAUUGUGAAACCCAAAGUAAAGAAAUCAAGGUAGAGUCUGAGGAUGUCUCUGAAUGUGAACAGAAACAAAAUCGAUCCAGAUCCUCCUCACCAGAGUCUCAGCAUGCAGGGCCAGGUCAAGAUGAUAUUUCAGGAAGUUCACGAUCACCUUCUCCAAUUAAAGUUAAAAAAGAAUCCAAGUCCUCCAACAAAUCACCUGUUCAGAGAAAGCGAUCCAGAUCAGCUUCUUCCACUCAUAGGCGGCGAUCCAGAUCCAAAUCUUUUAGCACAAAGAGGAGAUCAAAGUCUCCUGUGAGAAAACGUAAAUCUAGAUCACCCUCGCACAGUCGAAAGAGACAGACAAAAUCCCGGUCGCCUGUUCGGAAAAGAAGGUCGCGGUCAAAAUCACCUGGUCGGAGGGGAAAGUCAAGGUCUAAAUCUCACACCAGGACCAAACGCUCAAAAUCAAAGUCCCCGAAGCGGAAACGGUCAAAGUCUAGAUCGCCAGCCCGGAAAAGGAGAUCCAAAUCCCGUUCCCCCGCUAGAAAAAGGAGAUCAAGGUCCAGGUCAAGACCUCGUCAGUCACGGUCCAGAAGAUCCCGCUCCGUGUCUCGUCGAAGGAGACCAGUGUUUCGAGGGAAGUCCUUUGAUAGAAGAGAUAGAUGGAAACGGGAACCAAGCCACUCCCCCAUUCUCAUUCUCCGGAAAAGGAGGUCCAACUCGAGAUCCAGACGAAGUACUAGCAAGACGCCACCACGCCUUACCGACUUGGAUAAAGAUCAACUGCUAGAGAUAGCAAAGGCUAAUGCUGCUGCUAUGUGUGCUAAAGCUGGAAUGCCCAUACCCGAAAGCCUCAAGCCAAAGGCAAUCCUGCAGUUACCCUUACCAACCCCGUCUCCAACCCCCUUGUCAUUGCCCCUACCCAUACCCAGUUUACCUAUGAAUCUGAACAUGGGUUUAGCAGGCAUGGCCACAAUGCCCAACAUGACAAUGAACGCUGCGGUGGCGAGCAUGACUGCCGCAACCAUGACAGCAGCUCUCUCUAACAUGGGUGCUUUGUCAGCUAUGCCCCCAAUGGCUCCCCUUCCCACCAUUACAAACAAGCCCCCUCCAGCACCCACACCCAAUCUGGCCAGUAUUGAAGAGGUGAAGAGGAAGGUGGCUCAACAGGCUAACAGCAUGAGCAUCAAGGAGUUCACUGAGAAGUGUAAACAGAUCGCAGAGAGUAAGGAGGAGAUGAGUAUUGCACGGCCACACAUUUCAGAUGACGAUGAUGAUGACGACGAGAAACGGUAACCGCCUGUCCUCCUGGAUCUCAUCUGCAGUCCUGACAACGGACACCUAUGGCUUGAGACUAAAGGAUGAACAUCUCCAGGGGCAUUUUAUCAUUAUAAAUGAAGUUUGGUUUGCUCACAGGAGUUGGAUGUUUAAGCAUCUGGACACCUGACGCCAAGUUGAUUUAAGUGGUUUCUUUAAAUUGUCCGGCAAGCUACAGGAACCUUUUUACUGUAGGACUUGAACUACCAGAUUAGACCAUUCAGUAUGUCAAAGCAAAGGGGUAACAUGCUCUCUUUGCAGACUGACAGUGAAAUAAUUUGAUUUCAGGUUUUCACCUUCACUAUAUAUGGUGCCUCUUAAUGCCAUUAAGAAGGAUUUCUGGUGGAUUUAACUCAGAUUUAUAGAUGCCCCCCCAAAAAAUACAGUUUUGGGGUGGAUGACAACUUGGAUCACAGGUCAGAGCUGUUGGUCCAACAAAUUUUCAGAUCUUUCCGUUGCAGAAAUGUGACCGUUUUAGUAGUUUAUUUUUCCCUCUGUCUUUUAAGAGUCAUUAAAUGUUAAUCACAUGUUUAAGUACAUUGAUGUUAAAUAUAAUUCGGUUAUUUGUUCCUUAACUCCUUUUGUGAAAUUCUUAAGCGAUUAAACGUUGAGGUUCAAAAUGUGACCGUACUUGAGUGCUGUACUUAAUGAAUGAUGUUUCCAUUGAUGUGCAUUGAAAGGGUUUUGACCACAGAUUUUCUUUUAAAUACAUUGAACCUUCCUUCGCUGCUUGCUGGUGAUUGACGUUGUGGCCAGGCUUUAUCUAAAAAAUCGGAGAAAUUACAUUUACUUAUUUUUAUUCUGAGAAAUCAUAAAAUGCACCCUUGUACCCAACCAACUUUGAUGGAAUAAAACGCGGAUUUAUUUUUUAAUUUGAAAUGACUGAGAUGUACUGUAUUUACAGUAGCUAAAAAUGUAAUCCAUGAUCAUUCUAGAGAGAGGGAUGCUGUAAAUGCAUUACGAUUGCAAUAAGGCUGUUGUUAGGGCAUGUAAUGUUAGUCGUACUGUACGGUUUUGCCAGUCUUUUUUUUUUACCUCACCCUUCUUCAAUCUUUUCUGGUUCUGUGGAUAUAAUUUUUACGAUUUAAGAUAAUUUAAGCGAAAACAGCUUCUAUUCAUCUUAGAAAAACUGCGGUUGACAUAUACAGGUUAACAAUGAUGUAAAAUAUGAAGCGGCAUGCUAAGUUAGAUUUGGUUCUGAAUCAUUGUCAACAGACACAAAGUGAUCCACAUCUUGUUUCACUGCGUUGACAGAAGUUUGUAAAAUCAAGCGCUUCAUUUCAGACAGAUCAUUUACCAGUAAAGACAGUGGAAGGUACUGGGAAUGUGAAGCAGGUGUGUUUCUUUUUAACAUUGUGAAUAAAAUCUAAUUUUGCUGUUACUUCAUUAAAACAAACAAAAAAAAUAUUAAAUAAGUACAGUAUGGUGGCAAUGUGUACGGCUCUUUUGAGGUUAUUAGCAUCUAAAGUACAAGCGCCACAUAUAGAGUAACUUGUAUUUUUUAUCCUUUUCAUUACAUUGAGAAACAUGACACACCCUCUGUAUAUAAUGCAACAUCAUAUUAAAGGAAACCAGUUACAUGA
This is a messenger RNA of Triplophysa dalaica, 5026 nucleotides long. RefSeq names its product SON DNA and RNA binding protein a (gene sona). Lineage: Eukaryota; Metazoa; Chordata; Actinopteri; Cypriniformes; Nemacheilidae. Gene Ontology annotation, biological process: regulation of mRNA splicing, via spliceosome; regulation of cell cycle. The record is from RefSeq and is a predicted model, not a curated record. The transcript has 8 exons. Bases 201 to 3422 code for a protein of 1073 amino acids. Gene Ontology annotation, molecular function: RNA binding.